Messenger RNA from Saimiri boliviensis boliviensis (Bolivian squirrel monkey), 4623 nucleotides. RefSeq names its product intraflagellar transport 70A (gene IFT70A). Gene Ontology annotation, molecular function: intraciliary transport particle B binding; protein binding. Gene Ontology annotation, biological process: intraciliary transport. The record is from RefSeq and is a predicted model, not a curated record. Gene Ontology annotation, cellular component: intraciliary transport particle B; axonemal microtubule. Lineage: Eukaryota; Metazoa; Chordata; Mammalia; Primates; Cebidae.
CCACUGGAACGGUGCAUGCCGGGACGGUGGGGUUCCGUCUUUGAACAGCCCGGAGGAGUAGCCUUUCCCCGCCUAACUGCCGCUACUCCGCAGUCCAGAUCUUUGAAAGUCAAACCGAAAUUGAGAGAUUAACGAGAAUGGUUCCUUUUUAUUCCUAGCAGAUUUCUUCCGUGACAAAGUAACCGGCAGUCUUCCGUUUCCGGUUGCCGUGUUGCUGUGUUGCCGUGGCAACCGCAGGCACAACAGCCGUGGCGGUUAUGGCGGGCGUGAACGGCGCGCAGAUCCCCGACGGGGAGUUCACCGCGGUCGUGUACCGGCUCAUUCGCGAUGCCCGCUACGCCGAGGCGGUGCAGCUGCUGGGCCGAGAGCAGCAGCGGAGCCCGCGGAGCCGCGCCGGCCUGUCGUUGCUGGGCUACUGCUACUACCGCCUGCAGGAGUUCGGGCUGGCGGCCGAGUGCUAUGAGCAGCUGAGCCAGCUGCACCCGGACCUAGAGCAGUACCGCCUGUACCAGGCCCAGGCCCUGUACAAGGCCUGCCUUUAUCCGGAGGCCAACCGGGUCGCCUUCCUUCUCCUGGAUAACCCCGCCUACCACAGCCGGGUCCUCCGCCUGCAAGCUGCCAUCAAAUACAGCGAGGGCGAUCUGCCAGGGUCCAGGAGCCUGGUGGAGCAGCUGCUGAGUGGGGAAGGGGGAGAAGAUAGUGGGGUCGAGAAUGAGACCGAUGGCCAGGUCAACCUGGGUUGUUUGCUCUACAAGGAGGGACAGUAUGAAGCUGCCUGCUCCAAGUUUUUUGCGGCCUUGCAGGCCUCGGGCUACCAACCUGACCUUUCCUACAACCUGGCUUUGGCUUAUUACAGCAGCCGGCAGUAUGCUGCAGCGCUGAAGCAUAUCGCUGAGAUUAUUGAGCACGGUAUCCGCCAGCACCCUGAGCUAGGUGUGGGCAUGACCACUGAGGGCUUUGAUGUUCGCAGUGUUGGCAACACCUUAGUCCUCCACCAGACUGCUUUGGUGGAAGCCUUCAACCUUAAGGCAGCCAUAGAAUACCAGUUGAGAAACUAUGAGGUAGCCCAAGAAACUCUCACUGACAUGCCACCCAGAGCAGAGGAAGAGUUGGACCCUGUGACUCUGCACAACCAGGCACUAAUGAACAUGGAUGCCAGGCCUACAGAAGGGUUUGAAAAGCUACAGUUUUUGCUCCAACAGAAUCCCUUUCCCCCAGAGACUUUUGGCAACCUGUUGCUGCUCUACUGUAAAUAUGAGUAUUUUGACCUUGCAGCAGAUGUCCUGGCAGAAAAUGCCCAUUUGACUUACAAGUUCCUCACACCCUAUCUCUAUGACUUCUUGGAUGCCAUGAUCACUUGCCAGACAGCUCCUGAAGAGGCUUUCCUUAAGCUUGAUGGGCUAGCAGCAAUGCUGACUGAGCAGCUUCGGAGACUCACCAAGCAAGUACAGGAAGCAAGACACAAUAGAGAUGAUGAAGCUAUCAAAAAGGCAGUGAAUGAAUAUGAUGAAACCCUAGAGAAGUAUAUUCCCGUGUUGAUGGCUCAGGCAAAAAUCUACUGGAACCUUGAAAAUUAUGCAAUGGUGGAGAAGAUCUUUCGCAAAUCUGUGGAAUUCUGUAAUGACCAUGAUGUGUGGAAGCUGAAUGUGGCUCACGUUCUGUUCAUGCAGGAAAACAAAUACAGAGAAGCCAUUGGUUUCUAUGAACCCAUAGUUAAGAAGCAUUUUGAUAACAUCCUGAGUGUCAGUGCUAUCGUACUGGCUAAUCUCUGUGUUUCCUAUAUUAUGACAAGUCAAAAUGAAGAAGCAGAGGAGUUGAUGAGGAAGAUUGAAAAGGAGGAAGAGCAGCUCUCUUAUGAUGACCCAGAUAAAAAAGUGUACCAUCUCUGCAUUGUGAAUUUGGUGAUAGGAACUCUUUAUUGCGCCAAAGGAAACUAUGAGUUUGGUAUUUCUCGAGUUAUCAAAAGUUUGGAGCCUUAUAAUAAAAAACUGGGAACAGAUACCUGGUAUUAUGCCAAAAGAUGCUUCCUGUCUCUGUUAGAAAACAUGUCAAAACACAUAAUAGUCAUUCAUGACAGUGUUAUUCAAGAAUGUGUCCAGUUUCUAGGACACUGUGAACUUCAUGGCACAAACAUACCUGCUGUUAUUGAACAACCCCUGGAAGAAGAAAGAAUGCAUGUUGGGAAGAAUACAGUCACAGAUGAGUCCAGACAAUUGAAAGCUUUAAUUUAUGAGAUUAUAGGAUGGAAUAAGUAGUUCUAGCUGAUAGUGGCUUUUUUCAAAAUGGCUUUCUUAUCUAUCACACUUUUAAAUCUAUACUUAGACUUGGCAUCUUUAUAUUUGUUUUCUUUUGAACUUUAUACACUUUAAAUUAUAAUAAGUAUUAUGUUUGAACAACUUUUUCAUUUAAUUCAGAAGAGUAGGGACUAUGAAGUGUAAGCUGAAUCACUUCUGCUUUCUUCCUACUAGUGACAACCAUCUAGUCUUGCCCUCAAGCUACAGUUGCUAGAGUGACAUCUUUGUAUAAGCAAGUAACCCCAAAUAGAGUUGAUGUUUCAGCUUUGAGCUGUGAAAAGGGUAUGUCAUGAACCAAAGCUCUAUCAGUAUGUGUAUGUUUGCAUUUGGUCACUGGUAUGUAAAUGACUGCUAGCCCAUGGCUGGACCACUUCUCAAUCAGUAAAUAAAGCCAUGUCUAUUUUGCCAUCUCAGGAUAGACUGUGCUAUCUAAAAAAUCUAAUUCUUAACUCUAUUUCUUGAGUUUUUUAGUCCUUUAACUUUCUGGAUCACAACAAAGUUCUACUUUAGACCUUCCCUAAGCCCUUUUUAGAAGUACAAGUAUAAUGGGAAUUUCUUUUUUUGGUUCUUUUCAGGUUAUGAGGUUUGGUCGAUGACUUAUUAUUAUUAUUUGUAAUUUGGUUGAUUGGUUGUUUAAAUUUUAUAACAAACAUUUUCUUCAUUUUCUAUUUUUGAUUUUACAGAAAUGAUUUUGCCUCCUUGUGUAUACUGACAUAUUAAGUGUAGAAGCUUAAUAUUUUAAGUUUUUUUGAAAACUGAAAAUUUUAAUUUUGUACUUUUAAAUUUUAUUAGGAAAAAAUAAGCACUGAAGUGAGAAUGAGAAGACUAAAGUAUGAGUUCCAUACCUUCUAAUUUUAGACUUUCAGAGAUUCCUUUAUUCUUUGGGGUUUCACAAUCAUUUGAACUAUCAGAAACCUUUACAAUUAAUUUUGGCUGUAACAUCUGAUUUAGUAUAAGCCAUAUAGAAAAAAGUUUGCCUUUCUGUUUUUAUGACCUGUAUAUAUAAACAAAUCAGCUAGGAAAUACAUAAUUGUAUUUAAUAUUAAUAUUUGCUAGGAUUUUGGCUUACUGUACAUGUUAACCCCUACAGUAAAUGGUUGUUAUCUUAUUGUUGGAUGUUAUAUUGAUUAUUAAGACAUUUGGAUUUUUGCCUUUUUACUUGGAAUUUUUGCUUACAACUCUAGCUAUGAAUAUAUAUUGGGUGGUCCCCAGUCUCUGCUAUGGUUGUGCAUAAAUUAAUAAUUUUAUAAGUAUUUAAAAAUUGUAUAAUUCUCUUAACCUAUCCUUUUAGAUUUCGUACUAAUGUUUGUUUUUGUUGGGGAAGGGGAGAUUUGCUUCAGUAGUUUUAUUGACAAGCUGUUAAAAUGUGUGUUUUUUCCCCAAUAAUUCUUGAAACAAUUAGACCCUCUCCUGCUUCUAACAUGAAGGCCUUUAGAUGCCAGUCUGCCAGAAAUCUGGAAACAGAGGAACAAGUGAAGUGAAGAUGUAAUGGAGAUUUAGCUACAUGAUGUACUUCACAGUCCACCUUGGAUUCCCAUCAUGUCCAACUCUCAGUAGUUAAUCAAGUGUCUGCUGCUGUUAACAGAACAGAGGUAAUGGAUAAAAGAAUGGAAAUAACAGAUGCCAGAGCUACUUCCGUAACUAACUCACCAAAUCAAAUCAUCAGUCCUUAUACUCUUGUUUUAUUUAAUACCAGGAGAAGAGGCCAUGCAGACUUUUGAAAAAGUCAAAGCCACAUAGAACAGGAAGACAGUCUCUAGUUUACAGCUUUCUCUUUGAGUGUUUUCCCCCCACUGCCUUCAAAGGGUCUGCUUAAGAGAUAGUGGUGUUUACUGCUGCAGAACAUAUCACUAGAUAAGAAAUGAAAAAUCUGCCUUUCAUAACACCCUCUUCUCUUUCCCUUUUUUAUCUUUUCCUUUUUGUCAAGUAUAGGGACACUUUUCUCUGAUAGCUAAAAGUUGAACCUUAACCAGGUAUAAAAGAUGCAUACCGAACCUUUUAGCAGUAAGUGUCAGGUGAGUGAGCACUAUGAUUAUCAAGGUGACUUUGGAAAUCUUUUAAAAAUCCAUUUUUGCAAAACAAGAUAACAUGUAUUGAUAAAAAGUGACUCUCAGAUUGGUAAAGCCAGAAAAACUCUUAAGAGGAAUCACCGAAGGUACUAGAUCUAUAUAAUUUGUUGAAUAGAGUGAACUUUUAAAAAUAUAUUUGUGGUAACCUUCUCUUUUAAACUUUUUGAACUCAAAAGAAAGACUGAAAUUUUAAAAACAUGUAGUAUCUGUAUCAUUUUAAAUUCUGUAACAUUGGGAAUUAAAUAUACUCAACUUCAGAG